AUGGAAGUUAAAGGGUGUCUAGAUAAACAAAUUUGGGGAUCAUCUAAUUUCCAAUGUGAAGUAGUUGACCCAGUGGGAUUGUCAGGAGGAAUUGCUUCUCUUUGGGACCCCACUUUAUUUAGAGCUGCAGAUGCUAUAAAAGGUGCUGGUUUCCUUGCUAUUAAGGGGUUGUGGUUAAAGUUAAAGAAGAAAUGUAGUUUUAUUAAUAUUUAUGCCUCACAGGAGCCUAAUGAAAAGAAGAUCCUAUGGAAUAGACUUCAUGAUCUUAUUACAUCUGAUCCUCAAUGUAUGUGGUUUGUGUUUGGCAACUUUAAUGCAGUCCGUUUUCCUGAGGAGAGGCUUGGGUCAAUAUUUUGCCCCAAUGGAGCAUAUUUCUUCAAUAAAUUCAUAUAUUCUGCUGGCCUAUUGGAAAUUAAGAUGGGCGGUCGUCGUUUCACGUAUAUGAGUUCAAAGGGCGAUAAACAUAGCAAGUUCUUUAACUCAUGGCUGAAAGAGCCUGGUUUUGAAGAGGUACUUAAGGUUGGAUGGUCCAUUCGUGAAAAAUCAGGAAGCUGUUUACAGUUAUCUCCACUUUCUCUUGUCGCUGGAAAACUAAAAAACUUGAAGGAACACAUUAAAAAAUGGAGGAAAGUACUCAUAGAGAAAAAUAGAAAAGAAAUUGAGGAGCUCACCAACAAAAUAAACUCCAUUGAUUUACAGGCGGAGGAGGGUAAUGUAAAUGAUGAGUUAAUAAAGUGCCGCCAGGAUGCAUAUCUAAAAAUUAUGGAAUUUGAAGCAAGACACAUUGAGGAUUUAAAACAAAAAUCAAGAACAAGGUGGGCACUAGAAGGAGACGAGAACAACAAAUUUUCUCAUGGGCUGAUCAAUAUACACCAAAGAUCACAGAGGAUAAAUGGUCUAAAAGAUAAUGGGUUUUGGAUUAGUGAUCCUGAUCAAAUUAAACAAGUGGCGGUCAAGCAUUUCUCUGAAAGAUUCAGUGAGCCAAUUCGAUCAAGACCUAAGUUUAAUAGCCCUAAAUUCAGGAAAUUACUUCCUAGCACGGCUAUACUUCUGGAGGAACCAUUCACUUUAGAAGAGAUCAAGUCGGCUAUAUGGUCUUGUGGUUCGGAUCGGGCACCUGGUCCAGAUGGAUUCUCUUUUGCAAUGUUAAAGAGGCACUGGGAUACGAUUGGAAGCGAUUUCUAUUUUGCUUUAAAGCAUUUUGAAGCUACCGGAUGUAUUGAGAAAGGAUGCAAUUCAUCUUUUAUCUCACUUGUCCCCAAGAUACAAGACCCAAUUACUAUAAGUGAUUUUCUCCCUAUUAGUUUAAUCGGCUGCUUAUACAAAACAAUCUCCAAGGUGUUGGCUGAAAGGUUAAAGAAGGUGGUGCAUCUGGUUGUUAGUCAUGUACAAACAACUUUUAUCAAAAAGCCUUUUAUUCUUGAUGGCCCUUUGAUAUUAAAUGAAGUGAUAGCGUGGUUGAGGAAAAGUAAGAAGAAAGCUUUUGUUUUUAAAGUCGACUUUGAGAAGGCAUUUGACAGUUUAAGCUGGGAAUAUCUAGACUCAAUCUUACAGCAGAUGGAUUUCGGGGCUAAAUGGAGGGCAUGGAUCCAUGGGUGCCUAUCGUCAACAAGGGUAUCUAUUCUCAUCAAUGGGGCUGCGACGUCUGAAUUUGGAAUGGAGCGUGGGAUCAGACAAGGUGACCCGCUAUCUCCAUUCCUAUAUAUCAUAGCUGCUGAAGGAUUACAUAUUGUUAUGGAGAUGGCAAAAGAACAAGGAAUUUUUGAAGGUAUCCAGCUUCCUCAGCAAGGUCCGACCAUUUCACAUCUCCAGUAUGCUGAUGAUACCAUUCUCAUGGGAUCGUGGUCAUUUGAAAAUGCGAAGAAUCUGAUUAGAAUUCUAAGAUGUUUUGAACUAUCAUCGGGCCUCAAGAAUGCGGUUCUUUUGGGGGGUGAUUUGGAAUCAAGAAAGAUGUCAUGGAUUGCUUGGGAAAAGGUUCUUGCAGCCAAAGAAAGAGGUGGGAUGGGAAUAGGCUCUCUAAAGGCACAAAAUAUAGCUUUAUUAGGCAAAUGGUGGUGGAGAUUCAAAAACUAUCCUGAUAGCACAUGGGAUGAGGUGAUAAAAGCAAUUUAUGGCUCUACUGGCGGAUUUGAUAGACCCUCGAUAGCAAAGAGAAGGAAUGGAUGUUGGGGAACAAUUGCUAAUAUCCCUAAAUUGUUAGCAAAGGAAAAAGUGUCUUUUAUAGAACAUUUUAAGUUGUCAACCAAUACCAAUGGUCCAAUCAAAUGGGUUUGGUCUCUUGAGGCUUCUGGGGCAUAUUCAGUUUCAUUACUCAGGAAUCAUAUUGACAUUGUAAUCCUUCCUCUAAGCGAGAGUAGUUGGUCUUGGAACUCUCUAAUACUAGGAAAAUUGAAUAUUCUUGCUUGGCGAAUCUGUCACGGUAAACUUCCAUCCAUGGCCAACCUAUUUAAAUUUGGUAUUAGUUCAUCAAACUUGUGCAUAAUUUGCAAUGGAGCUCCAGAAACAGUGGAACACGUGUUCGUGGAUUGCCCAAUAUCAAAUGAAGUAUGGAAACAAGUAUGUACAUGGUGGGGGCUGUUGGACUAUCCUCUAAACUCGUUACGCGAUUUGUUAGAAUGUAAAGCAAGGCUCGAGGGUCACCAUAUGCUGGCAAAUAUCCAUGAGGGUAUAAUGUUGGUUUUUCUUUGGGUGAUUUGGAGAUACAGGAACUCUAUAGCCCAUUCUUCAAACCAAAAUCCAAAAUCACACAUGGCGCUGGUUUAUGAGGUACAAUUGUUAUCGCUUCUUUGGAUCAAUGCAAGAAAUAGAAAAGGGUAG
Molecule: messenger RNA, 2817 nt
Organism: Lactuca sativa (garden lettuce)
Lineage: Eukaryota; Viridiplantae; Streptophyta; Magnoliopsida; Asterales; Asteraceae
Source: RefSeq, a predicted model, not a curated record